Lipotes vexillifer (Yangtze River dolphin) is the source of this 1385-nucleotide messenger RNA. RefSeq names its product calcium voltage-gated channel auxiliary subunit gamma 8 (gene CACNG8). The transcript is spliced from 5 exons. The coding region runs from base 1 to 1347 and encodes 448 amino acids. Gene Ontology annotation, molecular function: voltage-gated calcium channel activity; channel regulator activity. Gene Ontology annotation, cellular component: AMPA glutamate receptor complex; postsynaptic density membrane. NCBI's taxonomy places the organism in Eukaryota, Metazoa, Chordata, Mammalia, Artiodactyla, Lipotidae. Gene Ontology annotation, biological process: regulation of AMPA receptor activity; neurotransmitter receptor internalization; positive regulation of synaptic transmission, glutamatergic. The record is from RefSeq and is a predicted model, not a curated record.
AUGCAUGCCUGGAAGGAGGGUUGGGCCGCCGGCACGGCCCCGCCCCCGCUGCCCCGGUGGUGGCCCACGGCCCCCCGGCUGCCCGUGGUCAAACUGGAGUCGCUGAAGCGCUGGAACGACGAGAGGGGCCUCUGGUGCGAGAAGGGGGUGCAGGUGUUGCUCACCACGGUGGGCGCCUUCGCGGCCUUCGGCCUCAUGACCAUCGCCAUCAGCACGGACUACUGGCUGUACGCGCGCGCCUUCAUCUGCAACACCACCAACCUGACGGCUGGCGACGACGGGCCCCGCCGCGGGGGCAGCGGCUCCUCGGAGAAGAAAGACCCCGGCGGGCUCACGCACUCGGGCCUCUGGAGGAUCUGCUGCCUGGAAGGGUUGAAAAGAGGCGUCUGCGUGAAGAUCAACCAUUUCCCGGAGGACACGGACUACGACCAUGACAGCGCGGAGUAUCUGCUCCGAGUCGUCCGGGCCUCCAGCAUCUUCCCCAUCCUCAGCGCCAUCCUGCUGCUGCUCGGGGGCGUGUGCGUGGCGGCCUCCCGGGUCUACAAGUCCAAGAGGAACAUCAUUCUGGGAGCAGGGAUCCUGUUCGUGGCAGCAGGCCUGAGCAACAUCAUCGGCGUGAUCGUGUACAUCUCGGCCAACGCGGGCGAGCCGGGCCCGAAACGGGACGAGGAGAAGAAGAACCAUUACUCGUACGGCUGGUCCUUCUACUUCGGCGGGCUGUCGUUCAUCCUGGCCGAGGUGAUCGGCGUGCUGGCCGUCAACAUCUACAUCGAGCGCAGCCGCGAGGCGCACUGCCAGUCUCGCUCGGACCUGCUCAAGGCCGGCGGGGGCGCGGGCGGCAGUGGCGGGAGCGGCCCCUCGGCCAUCCUCCGUCUGCCCAGUUACCGCUUCCGCUACCGCCGCCGCUCCCGCUCUAGCUCCCGCUCCAGCGAGCCGUCGCCGUCGCGGGACGCGUCUCCCGGCGGCGCCGGGGGCCCGGGCUUCGCCUCCACGGACAUCUCCAUGUACACGCUCAGCCGCGACCCGUCCAAGGGCAGCGUGGCCGCGGGGCUGGCUAGCGCCGGUGCCGGCGGCGGGGCGUACGGCGGCGCGGCGGGGGGCGCGGGGGGCGGCGGCGGCGGCGGGGCGGGCUCAGAGCGGGACCGCGGGGGGGCGUCCGGCUUCCUCACGCUGCACAACGCCUUCCCCAAGGAGGCGGGCGGCGGCGUCACGGUCACGGUCACCGGGCCGCCCGCCGCGCCUGCGCCCGCCGCGCCCGCGCCCGCCGCGCCAGCCCCCGGGACCCUGGCCAAGGAGGCCGCCGCCUCCAACGGCAACACGCUCAACAGGAAAACCACGCCCGUGUAGGGGCGCGACGGGGGGCGCCGAGGGGGCGUGUCCGGGGC